Molecule: messenger RNA, 946 nt
Organism: Triticum aestivum (bread wheat)
Lineage: Eukaryota; Viridiplantae; Streptophyta; Magnoliopsida; Poales; Poaceae
Exons: 1
Coding region: 182-721 (179 amino acids)
Source: RefSeq, a predicted model, not a curated record
GAGAUCACCAUGUUUGUUUAAUCCACUCAUCCAUAAUUCCAUAUCCCUCUUGGAGGUACCAGCGUGCAAAGAGAUCACCAUGUUUGUUUAAUCCACUCAUCCAUAAUUCCAUAUCCCUCUUGGAGGGCAUCGCCCCAUCGCGUUCGCGCCGCCUAAAUUGUGUUGUGCAUCAGACCGACAAAUGCAUCAGAUUCACCGGACCGUCAAUAGAAUCACGACUUGUUCAAUAAAAAUAGGCAGCACAAGUCAGUUGGUCGCUAGCCAGCCUCCUUAUCUUGAACCCCGCAGAGAAGGUAGGUACACGGACACAUCUCGCCAACACAUCGCAAUUCGGCAGCAACCGCAGCCCAAGCAAACGGAGGCGAUGGGGAAGGAGUUCGGGAGCAUGGAGGAGUUCUGGGGGUUCUACCUGGGCCAGCACUCGAAGCCGGCCACGCGGCGCUGGCACUUCGCCGGCACGCUCGCCUCGCUGGUCUGCGCGCUGCUGGCGGCCGCCACCGGCCGCGCCGCGCUCCUGGUGGCCUGCCCCGUGCUCGGCUACGGCCUGGCCUGGUACAGCCACUUCUUCGUGGAGGGCAACCGGCCGGCCACCUUCGGCCACCCCGUCUGGUCCUUCCUCUGCGACUACCGCAUGUUCGCCCUCAUCCUCACCGGCCGCAUCGACGCCGAGCUCGCUCGCCUCCGCAUCCACCCGCCGCGCCCGCGCAUCGCCUCCGACUGAUCGAUGCGCCCGUCUCUUCGCCGUCCGUGCCGUGCCAACAUCAAUCAAUCAAUAAAAAUCCCGCGCACUUGCAGGUGUGUAGGACAGUAGGAGUAUCUGUCUACUGAGGUUCCUGGUCUAUGUGUACUUCCUGCGCAUUUCAUUUCUCUACGCACGGAAAAAUACUAUUACUACCAUGUGUCUUUGCCUCUCGUGAAUUAUGAUUGCUCUAAGGCCUUUCUCUUC